AUGGCAUUCGAUAUUCAGCUAUUCUUAGGGCUCCCGGUGGAUAUCAGGAAAGCAAUCUACAGACGGUUGGAUAACAGGUUUACUUGUUUAGACCCCACCGAUAUCAAUGGCGUGAACAUCCAAUGGGGGUUGAACCGUAGUGCCCAAAAAAGGGACUGGGGCCUUCAAGAGAUACCGUUCAGGCCAUACGUGGACCAUUACAACUAUAUUCCGAACUUUGUGCUGCUAUGGCGGCAGUACAUGCCAUGGCUGCGAUACGACAGCGUGGUGCUGGACUACUUGAGGAUUAACCAGCUGUAUGACGGCGGACUGGCGAGUUUACAUUGGAUACUAAUCGGCCCGGACCCUUGCAUUGCGAUAUUUGACAACGAUGACGACGUGUUGCAGGUGUGGUUCAGCCUCGCAGAGUUCCGCAGCUGGAUACUCGGAGCCCUCCAGCACCCAGAAACUGCAUACUGCGGGGAGAUCGAUGUUGUUGGGAACGCCAGCCGGAUGUAUGGUGCUCUAAAGAUUGAUACGGGGGUAGUAUUAGAUAUCCAGCAGCUUUUUGGCCGGCUCAAUACCACGGGGCACCUGGAUACGGUGGGCGAAGUAGUUUUGACGCAAGAGGAAUUUCUUUCGCAGGGAGAGAUUGGAAAGCACAUCAACUACUCGGUGUCACAGCUGGACUCACUGCGAUAUCUGCGGACUCUGAAAAUAAGAUCUGAUUUAUUGUUCCACAAAUUCGUUAACCUCAGGGGCGCGCGGGACAACCCUGGCCAUACGAUCGGAUACAAUGUGCGCAAGCGGCUACGGCAAUUGCAUUUGGUCGGCUUGCGUGAUGAAAUUGCUGUGUGCGACCUGUCCAAAUGGGAUAGCUGCGUUGCCGUCAAAAUUGAAAACUUCUCUGGCUCUCUAGAUCUAGACGGAGUUAUUAUGCCGCGGCACCUCCAGCGACUGAUACUCAAGAAUGUGCGCUCCGUGCGGUGGUGGAGGUUCCGAGAGAUCCACGAAAUUACGCUAGAUCCUAAUACGUUUACCAAGAAACAGGGCUUUGUGGGAACUAUACACGGGCCAGAUCAGGAUCGGGUGGAAGUGCGGCAGAUAAACAGGGCUGUCAUGAGUCAGGACACAUACUUCCACUUUGAUAGUCUUUUGAGGGCCAGGUUCCAGAACCUCAACUACAUCAGUCUGCACAACGUUUCCGAGGAAAUUACUGGCAUCAUAGUGCCUCACCGACUGUAUUGCAAUGGCCGCAUCAGCAUUGCAGGCUGCGUCGUGAAGGGGGUUGUAGUGAUCUAA
This is a messenger RNA of Eremothecium gossypii ATCC 10895, 1281 nucleotides long. It is a transcript of the gene CTF13, whose product is annotated as Ctf13p. The record is from RefSeq and is marked provisional. The transcript has a single exon. Lineage: Eukaryota; Fungi; Ascomycota; Saccharomycetes; Saccharomycetales; Saccharomycetaceae. Bases 1 to 1281 code for a protein of 426 amino acids.